AUGGCUCCCUCCUAUACGGAUAUGUCCGUCUUGAUAUACGGAACUGGUAGUAUCGGAGCAAUCUUCGCCUACGUCAUAUCCAAGAGUAUCCCGGAGAAGAAUAUUUACGCCAUCUGCCGUUCCAACUAUGAUGCCGCCAAGGAACAGGGCUUCACCAUCGACUCGGAUCUGUGGGGAACAGGUCUAUCUGUACGACCAUGUAUCGUACGCUCUGUCGGAGAGGCUGUCGAGUCAUCACCUCAGCAAUUCAGAUGGCUCCUCGUUACAACAAAGGCUACAAUUGAUUGUCCCGAUGCCGAGGCUAUCAAACCUGCUGUCUCACCCAACACAACAAUCGUCAUCCUGCAAAACGGCAUAGCCAUUGAGGAGCCCUUCCGAGCUGCAUUCCCUCAGACACCUAUCCUUAGCGGUGUGCUCUACACACCCGUCAGCCAGACAGGGCCUACCACCUUCACGCACGGGACUCUAGACGAAGUAUUCCUGGGAACAUUUCCGGCCGCAGCCCCUGUCCUUCAUAUGAACGCUUGUGCCAAGUUUACUUGCCUUGUGAGAACAGGAGGCGCAAAGGCCCACCACAUCACCGAUAUUCAGAUUGAACGUUGGAAGAAGCUUCUCAUAAACGGGUCUGAGAAUCCAAUCUGUGCCCUCUGUCGUCUCCGAGACGCUGAGUUCUUCCGGAGCUCUUGCGGGGCGACAGCUUUUAUGAGGGAUGUCAUGUCAGAAAUUGCGGCUACUGCGCGCGCCGCUGGAUACACUGCAAUUGAUGAGGGGGUGGUUCAAGAACAGCUGGAGUUGUUGACGAUAAGACCACUUCCUGGGGUUAUGCCUAGUAUGAUGGCUGAUGCGCUUGCAGGGCGGCAGAUGGAAGUUGACGUCAUCUUGGGGAAUACGGUCAAAAUUGCUCGAGAGCACCGAGUGGCUACACCUCUUCUUAAGGCAUUGUUAGCUCUGACUACAGCUCUCAACAAGAGCAUUACAGCUGCAUCCUGA
Molecule: messenger RNA, 990 nt
Organism: Fusarium keratoplasticum
Lineage: Eukaryota; Fungi; Ascomycota; Sordariomycetes; Hypocreales; Nectriaceae
Product: 2-dehydropantoate 2-reductase
Exons: 1
Coding region: 1-990 (329 amino acids)
Biological process (GO): pantothenate biosynthetic process
Cellular component (GO): cytoplasm
Molecular function (GO): 2-dehydropantoate 2-reductase activity
Source: RefSeq, a predicted model, not a curated record